Messenger RNA from Phasianus colchicus (ring-necked pheasant), 16890 nucleotides. RefSeq names its product family with sequence similarity 124 member B (gene FAM124B). The record is from RefSeq and is a predicted model, not a curated record. Gene Ontology annotation, cellular component: nucleoplasm. Lineage: Eukaryota; Metazoa; Chordata; Aves; Galliformes; Phasianidae.
ACUUUGUGCUGCAGUUGUAGUUUUGCUGUGCAUCAGCUGAAGCUUUCUGCCUCUGAUUGCUUUGCUCAUGGCAAGCAUGAAGUUAGAUGUCACAAGCCUGAAUGUUAGAUGAACAGCUGUCUAGCUGUUUAAGGGGUUGAUGGGUCUGAUUUUUUUUAUCUUAUUUUUUUGGCCAGCUUUGCACGCUAGAGUUGCUAAAGGAAUAACAGAUGGUGAUAGCUAUUUCAGUAACAAAUACCAGAAUAUCAUUUCCAUUUCAAGUUUAAUAGAAUUUUGGAGACACUAAAUGUUCAGGAAGGGACUUCUACUGAAGUCACCUUUUUAGAAAUGUCUUUACCAUUGAAUAACCAGAUCACAAUACCAAGGAGUUCAAGAUGGAAAUGUGAAAACUUUGAUCAGACACUUUUGAACAAGGUAUCACUGACUCUGCUUAAGGUGAGUUUGAUGCCUGUGCCUUUACACUGUUUGUGUACAUUAGUGAAUCAUAUGAUUCUAGGAUUAGUGAGAUUUUUUUAGAUUCCAUAGUAGAAUUCUGCUGCUCCUUACCUGAUUUCACUUUUGGUCUCUUUCUUAGUUCACCUUUAAACUUACUUGUAUCUUAGUUUAAAGCUCAUUAAUAGGUUUGCAUGAUCACAUUUAUGAGAGUAAUUAUUAGUAAGUUUGCUUUCCUUGAGUUAAUGUACAGGUAAAUGCUGUAACAACCUAUUAACGCGCAGUUUUAUUUUUCAAAAGUUUUAAAAUGAGGAGUAGACUUCAAGUUUUAUAUCUAUUGGAAGGUACAUAUAUACACAGGUUCAUUUUAAAGGGUUGAGAUUAUACUCAUGUACCAUUGUAACAACAAAAGCAUUGAACAAGAUAUUUUGGAUGACUGGAAUCUUUUUAUUCACAUAUGUCAUAAGCAGCUAGCAAGGUGCCUGAUAGGUGGCACGUAUAUGGUAAUGUAGCCUGCUAAGAUGUCUGGUUUGGGUGGUAAGCUUGCACAGAGGGUUUCUUGUCAAAAGCAGCAGAAAAUAGGACUCCUUGUGAGCAGUCUGUUGCCUGUCCAAGAGUGUCCGGAGCCUUCCCAGCUUGUUCUGCAGCUCCUUGACUCUUACUCAUCACUGUGAUUAAAGGUGAGGUGGGCUCUGAGCAUUAGCUUCCAGUUCUUAGAAACAAUUCAGGGUUAGGAGGAGGAUUUGCCAGCCCAGAGCUAGGCAUGAAGUAGCAUGUGAGGUGGUGUUUUUUCUGUAUGGAAGUUUUCUGUUAGUGAUUCUGGUGUCUUGGACAGUAAAUGAAAUAGUCAGUGUGAUCAGUCUGAAACACGUGUUUAAGCUCCUGUUUUCUGGGAUGUGAAAAGGAAGAGCAAAGGAGAGAUGAGAUUUUAGCAAGGAACUGACAAAUAAUAUACAGAGAAAACUGAGAACGCUGUUCCAAAUGGCAGGAUAUAGCUUGUCAUUUUCAAGUCACUGAUUCUGCAUUUAAAGCUUUUCUUUUGUUAGCUGCAGUAAGAAUUGUGCUAUAAAAGUGCAGUGUAGAUGUGGUCCUAUCCAGGACAGUUAUGCUGUCUGUUCAGGUGGGCUGUUAGUGUUAUUGUUCCUUUGUUGGUUGGUUUGCUUUUUUAACCUUUAUUUUAAUCUUGGUUAUUUACGAAUUUCAUGAGAUUGGUACCUGGAGCCUCAGCUGUGAUCACUUUGUAUUUAUACUAUAAAAGACACAGCACUGGCUCUUGCUUUAAGCAGCCUGCCAUUGUAUUUACAUCUAACAAAUUUCUUUAUUUUUACAAACUUUGAAAUGAAGCCAAGUUUUUAAGGGACAGCAUUUUACUAAAACUUCAAGAGAAAAAAAAGGAGUAGAGGGAAUAGCGAGGUCUCAGCUGUGCUGGAAAUGUAUCUGUUGAAAAAGGCUGUAGCCUUUCUGCUUUCUGCUGUAACAAACACAACUUGAUUCAGCAUGGUCAGCUCUUCAGAGCAAAGCAGUGGCUGUGGGUCCUUUGCCUGCGUUUCCAAAUGCACGCCUGUGGUGCCUGCCAUCCCUCUGCUGGGAGGAGCUGAUACCACAGGCUAAACUGCUGAAGAAGCCCCCUGGCAUCACAGUGGGUGAGUGUGAACAUGGAGAUACGUCUGACUUUGCCCAGGUGAGUGUUUAUGAGUCCAGAGAGAGAAAUCCUGUCUCCUGGCAGCUCGUUUAUCAGCACCCAGUGUGGUGUGGCCUCUGCUCAUGUCUGCUGCUGGCCUUGGGAGGGUUUCUCUUGAGUCGCCUUCAGCUGCGCUGAAUGUAAGCUCCUUACAUAACUCGCUAGAUCCUAUGUGUCUGUGCCUUGCUGAGGCUGCCUGCUCCCCGUCUGCCCCAGGAGGAAGCUCAGGAAACUCCUUUUUGUUUGAUCUCUUGUGCACCUUGAAAGCCUGUCUGCUGUGUGCACUGCCUGGCGCAGCGUUUCCUAAGGCUGAGCCUUGAGGUGCUGUGUCCCACUGACAGGAGGAGCUGUGGCCGUGCCGGCCUUCCCCUUCCUGCUCUGGUUAUGGCUCCGUUUUUGUCCUGUUUUCUGCUUGAAUUCUGAUUUGCUGUGUGUGAGCUCUGUUUUCUGUGUCUAGCUGCUGAUAGAUCCCUGCUGGAUCCUCUUUAUUAGCUCGUUAAAAAGGAGAAUUAAGGACUACUUGGGAGAGAAGUUCCCUUUUGUAAGUGCAGUAGGUCAGACUGCCUUCCUCCUCUGGCCGCUGGGGUUUUACUUUCCUCAGAAAUAAUGAAUCUGGGGGCACAGCACCUGGGGCAGGAGGCAGACUGCAAAGCUUAUUGUGCUCAAGUAGGGCCCUACUUCUGCUUUUUGUUUUGGUGCUGCUGUAGAUAACUGUCAUUGGCCUCGGUGCAGAAAGAAAUUGAAACUGGCAGAAAAAAAAAUUCUCUUAAAAGCUAAUGAGCCCAAGACAGUGCCUGGAUUUAAUGAGGCCUGCUCCUGAGAUGCUGAAGUAAUUCAGUCGCCCUCCUGGAAGUUAAUUACCUACAGUGUGCAAUGCCUGAAACCUUGCCAUGUUGCUUCGUUACGGAAGUUACAAUGAACUUAUUAAAUCCCGUGGUGCGUCAUCAGUCCUUGGGUGUCAGCUGGAGUGAAGGGCUCAGCACCUCAGAGGGCUGGGAGCAAUCAAAGAGCUCAUUAUGGAAAGGAGUUAUAAUUCUGCUGUGCCCUUGCACCAUAGGACUUGAAACAUAUCACAGACUCUGAGCCUCACACAAUGCAGUACUUGUUAGCUGUUCGCAUUGGGCACUCAUUUAUGCUGGGCCUACUCAUGCUUAUACUGUGCUCGGUACCCCUCACAUGCUUUUACCAGGUCAGCUCUCCACAGCAUGCUGUACCCUGUACCGUGCUGCCUGGCGCUGCCAUGUGCGGAUGGUGUUCCGGGGCACUCUGUGAGUGCAGGCUGAUUUUGCACACAGGGCUGAGCUGCUAUUUUCCUAAUCUCUUACAGCAAUCUUUCUUGGCAUGCUGGGUAGGUCACAAUGAAUAAUGUGCUUUUCCGCUUGGCAGCCAGACUGGAAAGCUGGGGGAAGGGGAAGCGGAGAGAAAGGCAGGAGCUGCUCACAUUCAGGGCUAGUUCAGACUCCACUCUUUGAAGGAGAGAUGCCAGUGCCCUUCUAUGGUCUCUGUGGAGCCACCUGGAAACCAGUUUGGCUCCCACCAGCUGUGCUGGGAGCUGGAGUGGGACUUGCUGUCUGCAGCAUUCCUGAGAUGCCCUCAUCCCAGCUCACAGCCCUGUGGCUGCCCUGUGAGCGUUCAUAUUACAGGCACUGCCGUUUCCCCCCUGCACUGCUGCUGCCCUGCAGAACAGCCAGGCUGAUGUGAUGUGAGCAGGGAAAUGGGGGUGAAAGAGCAGUGCAAGUGAUCGAUGGGACUGCAUGGGCACACAGUGUGAUCCAGUGCUGGGAAAUGCCUGGGGAAGCAAGCAGCUUGUCCUGCAACAGACUGAGAUUCCACCAGGUGAGCACACAUAGCUGGUGUUGUCCAUCCCAUCAGUCCUGCUCUCCGUAGUUACCUGCCCUGUCAUCUCGCCGUGUCCCCACAAGGUACCCGCAGGGCUGGUGCCACCUGGCCACACAAGUAUCCCUGCCUGCCCCGCCAUGGACAGUGAUCACCUUGCUGCCCACUCCCAGCUCAGUCCUGAUGAGCUCUGAGAUUUGGUUUUCCUUGCACAGGCAGAAUUCCCAUUUUUCUCACCCGCAGGAAGGCAGACGACUGCCUGCCUCUUUGUUUUCUUCCCUGUAGCAAAGAGUUGAUGAAUCACUUCCUUUUUCUAUAUUUCAGUAAUACUCUGUGUUGUUCAGUGCUCACAUACAGCAUUUUAAUGUUUUGAACACUCAUAGCCUUCACUCUUCCUGUGAUUGUCCAGGGGUUGGAUAUUUUUGUCUCUGUCCCAACAGUUACAACUUGUUGGAAAUGCUGCAGGUAGCUUUGUCUAUGUCAGUACAAGCUGAACUUUUAAGUUCUUACUGUACUUUGGUCUCAUGACUGUAUUUCUAUUACUGAGUGCCAUCUUUAAAUAAAAAAAAUCUGAAGCACAGAUCCUUGUACCAUUAGACCCUGGAGAUUUUCUUCAGGUACAUACAAAGCUAGGGCUGUAUUUAAUUUCAAAAAAAAAAUAGCCCAAGUUCAGCAUUCUGAAUAGCAGACCCUUCCAGACGCUGGGAUUUCUGCACAGCAAGUUGCUGCCCCGCGAGGUGCACAGCCCUGAGCCUGGGAUUCUCCUGCAGCGCCUGGGGCCAAUUCAUAUGGGCCCUCAUUGUUAUCUCUCCUGUUCACAUGGGUUUUUUUCCCUUUGUUAGUCCACUUUCCUUCCUUGUUUUUAAAGAAUAGCUUAUCUAUGUGCCUCAGAAGGGUGUGGCUCGGGGAGAUCACAGCAAGCUGAAGUGCAGCAACUGGCUGCAGGAACACACGCUGAGGUUUUCACACACUGCAAGCACCCGGAGAUGCGUGCCGGUGGGAGAGGACUGCAUUCCUGCUUCAGCGCUCCACCACCCCGCUCCAGGUGGGACAGAGCCACUGCAGCACAGCAGUGCUUCAACACAUCGGCAGUGUGCACCCAGUGACCAGAUCUGGGUCAUACUGCUGGCUCAGAUGUCCAUCUGCAUCUGAGCUCUGAUGUGACGUGAGCAAACUGGGGCUGGUCCCGUCACACCAUGGCACACUUUCCUGCCUUGUGCACGUGUGUGCAAUCCUGUCACCUCACUGCGUUGUUGCAAAGCUUCUGAGUGAGCGAGUUCUUUCUCUGCCUCAGAGUGCAGUGCCUGCGUUGCUGCCACUCCGAACACUGCAGGAGGAAACUCCUAUUUUUGGUUUGGUUUUGUUUGUUGAGGAGAAGCUUUAUGAUGGGUGACAGAGCAGAGCCUCUGAUGAGUGUGCAUCUUCUCGCCAACUCAGGAUGCUCGGCGUUUCUGCAGCAAGCUCUGGAUCGGCUCAUGGAGUGGAUCUGCCCAGAUGUUCGACUUUUCUUUGUGUCCGAGCGAGCUGCUCCACUGAAAUACUAUGAGAGGUACCAAAGGAGAAACUGCAGCUUUCCUGGGAUAUCUGUCUUCCUUUUUCUGCAUGAGGACCUGGGAGAAGAGCGGAUUCUCCAGGUCCAGGAUCUCCUCCAGCAGCCACCCUGGCACUACCAGUGUGUCCCGACCUGGGCACAACAUCUUCCCCACACACCAGCUCCUCAGGACUUCUAUGGCCUAGACGACCAGAUGCCUGUGUGGGGCAUUCGGCGGGUGGGCUGCAGCCCCGAAAUCCUGCGUGUGACCCUCUACUGCAGCUUUGAUAACUAUGAUGAUGCAGUAGGGCUGUAUGAGAUGAUCCUACGGAAAGAAGCAACCAUCCGGAAAAGCAAUUUCUGUGUCUUCGUGCUGUAUGCCACUAAAACCGUCGCUGUCCAGCUCUGCCUGAAGCAGCUGCCCAUUGGGAUGGCUGCUGAGCCCAAGGAGUCAUCACUUUUGCAGUUCAAGGUGCAAGAAAUGGGGCAGCUGGUGCCUCUCCUGCCCAAUCCAUGUAUUCCUAUCAGCAGGACCAGGUGGCAAACACAAGACUAUGAAGGAAAUAAAAUUCUGCUUCAGGUGCAGGACAGCUCCAAGCAGAACGAAACAAACACUGGGCUUCCCAACCGGCGCAGUGCUGUCGGCGUUGAAGGACUGCCGCGCAGCCCCAUCGCAGCUCCUCUCCCUGUCGCUCUGCGCAGCACGGAGCAGGGAGGCCAGCAGCCCUGGACCUCGAGGGGCAGAGUGACAUCCGUGCCAGGCCAGGCCCUCUUCGGCUCUUCCUGGGGUGCGGCGGUGCCCUCCCGCCACGUGCUCACAAGCAGCAGGCAGCAGGAGGGCUGGCCGUGCCGGCCGGCAGCAGAAACCGACGUGGACACGGGGCUGGCUGUGGGCAGAACUGCGGGCUGCCGCUGCUCGCUGCAGCACGGCCUUCUGCAGCCAUGGCUGCCGGGCGCGGCCUGCACCGCCCCGCACUGUGCACGGCCGCCACCUUCUGUGGCCAACAGGAGGAAAGGAGCGGGGCACAGGGCUCCGGGGUCCCAUGUGCAAACAUGGAGAGCCAGCCCUGGAACCAGGCCCGAGGAGGAAGAGGAGGAGUUCUUCAUAUGACUGGAAACAAGUGCAAGUCGAGUUGUAUCGACAUGAUUUUGUCUGGCCGGGCUGUGCUAGGCUGUGUGCAGGGCCAUGGAAACCUCAACUGGGUCUGAAACAACAGAAGAAGAAAGGCUGCGGGCUCAGAGGGACUGCUGAAGAGCAAGCAGGGCAGGAGAAAUGGAGCCAUGCAGGAGCAAAGAUGUUGAAAUGAUAUGUGCUGCUGCUUGCGCGGUGCAGGCAGUGUGAUUGCUUUCUGCUUAUUUCACUGGACGCUUAACAAAAAGCACACAAACUUACACCCACGUUUUCCUGUGAUCUAUAAAGGUAGUGCCAGAGAGAGGUUUGGUGAGCUGGGAGGGCAGUGUAGCAGAGCAGAGUGGCUGUGCUGCAGUGGGAGGGAGGAGAACAGGUGUGAAAGCCUGGGGGCACCAGUCUGGCUGCGGGUGUGGAGGGGCAGUGAUGAACUGAUAGUGGCUUUAAACGGGCCUUUCACUAUGACCAACAUGUGAAGGGAUGGGAGCCCUGCUCUGGGUGUGGGCAUGAAGGCACAGGGCUCUGUGGGGCCAGCACUGCAGCACUGGCAGGCACCAGAAAAUGCCAUCCCUGGAUCAUGCUGCUGCAGUCACUGCUGUGCCAGGGCCCUGGCCUCCUGCUGAGGGAGCAGCUGGUGAGCUUGGCUCCUUUGGGAAAGCAGUCCUGAGUGCACUCCUCUGUCCUGAGUUUUGUGCCAAAUCGCCAGUUGGUGUCUCUACAGCCUCGGGAACCGCGGAGACGUGGCACUGAGGGACAGGGAGGGCAUGGUGGGAAAAACGGGCAUCGCCUGCCCGUCCCGUGGCGGCGACCCGGGCACGGCCGGACCCUCGGAGCGGCUGGCGGCUCGGGAGCCCCUCGCCGAAGCCCGCGGCCAAGCAGCAGCAACAGCAGCAGCCGCAGCAGCGCGGCGGUGCGGGGCGGCAGCUCCUCCUGGUGCCCACCCGCGGCCCUGCAGCGCUCCCGGCCCGACCCCUUCCGCCGCAGCGGGGGCUGCCGUCCUCGUCUCCGUGCCCGCUGGAGCCGCCCGCUACACGGCAAUAAAAGAGGUGAUAAUGGCAAACGGAGCCGAUCUGUUCCUCAUUCGUUCGUUCACCCAGAUGACAAGCUAUCUCGGCGAUUGAGAUCUGUCAUGUCAGUGACGGGGAAAACAGAGACCUUCCCGAACGCGUCUCACCGGUUAGAUGGCAGCCUCGGGUGCUGAUGUGCUGCAGCUUCGUAUGCAUCUGGUAGUGCUGAGCGUACAGAAAGUUUAAGACAAGGCUCUAACGUGAUGGUUAGAGACUUUUUUUUAAAAAAGCGCCUAGCUAGACCGACUUUUCUGUUGGUGCAGAAAAAAAAGUAAAUCAUUAGUUUUAACUGGGAGUAAUUUAGUUCCAAAAGUGAAAACUGUAACUUCUCCCUUUUUGUCCGUAGCCAAGGAGCAGCAGGUCACCCUCAGGCUGUCGGGGACUGAUUCCAUCCAUGCUGGUGGGGAUGAGGCCGUGCAGUGUGAGGGAGUGCUGUUCUCUAAUGGUGAAGAACAGAAGCUCCUGCUGGAAGCCGAGCAAGGCAAAGGAGCAGCCUGGUGAGGGGAAGCAGGUGCUGGCAGGGCCCUAUGGCACACUCCGGAUGGGACACACAUCCUUUCCCUGUGCUUUGAGAGCCAGAGUUUGGCCCUUCCUGGUAGAUUUGCCAUCUGUUUGCACUUCAGGCCCGUCCCAGCUCUCUGUCCCUCCCUGCAGCCAAGGGGCACAAGGUACCUGGGCACAGGGGUGGCACAGGAGCGUGUAUGCCUUGUCUGGUACUGAGCUCCCCAGCCUUAAUGUGCUCCUGAAGAGGAGGGGUAUGCAGGAAGGACUCAGAAGGAGUAUGACACGCUUUCAUUCUGCAGUCUCAGUAUUUUUUAGAGAGGUUUAUCCUCACUCUGACUGUCAGUGCUUUGCAGCUCUCAUCAGCCACAUAUGUGGCAGGCUCCCUGCAGUGCCACCAGGUUCCCCAGGCAUUGCACAGGAGCUUUGCUUUUGGUCAGUUAAGCUUUAUGCCCUGUGUCUUUAGUGCCUCUUUUAAAUGAAGUGUAAGAGGUCUUUACUUUCCCCCACAUACAACUAUUCCAACAGAAUAACAAAACACUCAUGUAGCAAAGCUAUUUUUUUCCACUGCUGUGAAGUCGGUUUCAUUAUGUGUGCAGAAUGCACCUGAUCAGCCCAGGACUGAGAGCUCAGUUGCAGUGUGUGUUGGAGGAGAGGCAGGGCUCACAGCUAGUUUGGGUGCUGAGCAGGAAGGGUUGGUGCGCUGGGCAGCAUGGGGCUGGGCAGCCAGCAGGAGGCAGUGGCACCUUCAGUGACCUUCACCUCCUCCUCCAACACACUGCUUCCUCCACCAAACCUGCAUUGCAGUUUGCUGUGCUGCUCUUUUUGAUAUUUAAUUCUGAUAAUUUGAAGGGGGCUUUGAGAGGGCUCCAUCUCCCACAGAGCACUGGCAUUAAUAUUCUGGUGCAGCAUCUCAGUUCUGCUGAUUGCAGGCAAGGGCAGAUCCGAUUUCUAUUAGUGUGAAUUAAUAUUCCUGAAGAGUCCCCAAAUCUUUCUUCUCCCCUGCCGCCCUCCCCAGGCGCUGGCAGCCCGGCUGUGCUGGGAGGUGAUUAGAUUUGUAAAUGUGUUCCUGCAGGCACUUGGUGACACUGGGAGUUGUCUCAUCUUGCUUGUGCAGCUGAAAUGGUGACAGCCCCACUUCCCUAAUUGGAAUCGUCUCGAAUCUCAUCUUGGCAUCAGAGUGUUGUGCUGAGCAGGCAGGAGCAGGUUGGCUCAGCUGUUGCAGUUGGUACCAGGCAGAUGCUUGUCUCCCAGACCUGGAGGUGGGCCCAGAUGGGUCCCAACAAGUGAUGGGGGCAGGAAUGAGCCCUGCUCAGCAGCAUUCUCUGUCCCAGGGCAGAGGGGGCAACCCAGAGGGGCAGUUCGGAGGGCUGGGGGGCCCGAUGCAGCCACAGAGUCCCCAGGCUCCUCCACGCUUAUUGUUGCUAAAAACUGGAGUGGAGAGAAUGUAUAUCAGAGUUAAAGCAGCCAGGCCAUGAUAACUAUUAUCCUUGCUUUCUCCUCGCACUUGUCUCCUGCCUGCCACAGCUACGCUAUGCAGAACAUGGGCUACGUGCCUCCUGGCCAUGACUAGAGGGGGUCUGAGCCAUCUUGUUCCCUUGUUACUCUUUGGAUGCAUGCUUGGAGUGGAAGGGUGGUUUUUGUUUUUGCUUUUGAUUUACCAGAAUUGGCUUAAAACGCCCCCGGGAUUCUCAGUUCAAACAAACAAAGGAGAUUACGCUCAAGGAACCUCCCGGGAUGAUACAGCAAUGUGAUACCAGUGGGCACAGAGGGAGCGUGUUUUAGCCAACCCAGAAGCUGGAAGCUUUGUUUUCAGCCUGGCAGAAACAAGCGGAUUUUGGUUGCGUUCCUCUUCCUCCCACAUUUGUUGGUCAUGCUAGGUUGACACAUCUUCAAAGAGUGACCACAUGUAUUAGUAAUGGCACAAAGAGCUGCUUCCUUCAGACCGGACUAUGGGGAAAACCCAUAAUGGUCUCUGGGAUGGGUGAGGGAGGAAGUAAAUGAGCAUUAGGAAACCGUGUGUUGUGGGUUGAACAUGGAAUUUCUCUGUACCUUCUUUCCCAGGGCUUCCCGAUACACUGGGUACACUGUACUUUCCCAGAGGAAGAUGGCAGGUGGGAGGCAGCCAGUAACUUUCUGGGACCACCAGAAAUGUUGCAGUGGGUUAGAUGCAGAGAGCCAGUGCCUGGGCACUGCUGAAGGGACUCUGGUCAGCAGCUGGUGUCACCCACAGGCCUGUGGUGUCAUGCAGAGAGGGCGCUGAGCACCCUCCUAGCCUGUAUCAGCUCCCCAAAGCCCCUGCUUGGUUUUAACCAGGCUGAGGGUUUUUCUGGGAUGGGAUGAGGGUAGAAAUUAGUUGACAAUUUUGCUGUGGUUUUUCAUCUUGAUUUAAUUCAGAACUACCGGGUUUUGUGGAGGGAAUAGCUGAUUGCAGGAAUGCAUCGUACUGAUGCUUACCAGAUACUUUUUUAGAUGGGAAAAUCUUUCUGUGUCACGAGAAAGUUUGCAAAUGUUAGUUUUCUUGUAAGUCAGAGUGAAACCAGAUUUCGAGAGGUUUCAGCUUCUCCCAAACAUUGGGUUUUGGACACCUUCAGCCCUCUGGCAGCUGGCUGGGGCUGCUGAGUGACCUCCCACCAUGGCACACGGCACAAGGUGUUGAAAAACCUGAGGCAAGAUGUGGUACCAAGCCAGGUGUUUCAUAGUGAGGAAGAGCAAAACUGUUUUUUCUUGUAGCCUUAUUUAGUUUUUAUAUUAUGUCUUAGUGGGGACUUUUCUUUCCAUUUCAUUUUUCGAGUCUGGUAACAGCCCCUGUUGUGUUUUUGCAAGAUUUAUGUGAUGACAGCAUGAGUGCCUUCCCAGCAGAAUCACAGAAUGGCCAGGGUUGGAAGGGACCUCAAGGAUCAUGAAUCUCCAACCCCCCUGCCACAUGCAGAGCCACCAACCUCCUCAUUUAAUGCUAGACCUGGCUGCCUGUGCCAGGGUGCUGGCUUACCCCCAUCCAGCAGCACCCAGGGCUUGCUCUCCCAUGCUCUGCUUAGCACAUCCUACCUUGCACUAUGCUUGCAAAGGUGUGAAUGGAGAAGGACUGGUAAAACACUUUUUUCCAUCUUGCAGAUUGCACUUGCAACUGCUUAUCUGGCUGCUUGAUCCAUGAGAAUGUGUCUCAGAGCAUCUGGAAGCACGUGGAUAGCUUCCAUCCCCUCCCAGGGACUUGCGGGUCCUGGCUGCAUGCAGGAGAAGGACGGGAGAUUUGGAGCCGUGGCUGCGCCGCGUGGCAGCAUGCCUGUGAGGUUUGCUGUGCUUGGAUAGAGCAGAACUGUGCAAAAACAGAACAAGAUGGGAUUUUUCCAGGUUUACUUUGAGCUUUAACUUGUUCCAAGUGUAACACUGAGAUCUUACCACUUCUUUUGUUUUCCACGCUCUGCUGCACUCUGUGGCAGCAGCAGUCACAAGUGUCAGACCAUCAUCAAAGCCUGGUUUUGAGUUGUGUGUGAAGGAAACUAUCCUGACAAUGAAAAUGCUCACAGGGUAUUGCCAUGCUAAGGCUGUGUGCAGGUUUGGCACCACUUCUGCCCUUGCAGUGAUGUUGGAGCUCAAUGGGUGAAGGUGGGGGAAGGGCCAUUCAUGGCAGCUGUGGUGCAUGGGGCCAGUGGGAUUCGUGUCUGUAUUUCUCUGUUGCUUUUCUGGGUGGAACUUGUGUGAGUAAACCUAUUGUGGUUUUAAGUUAACGUGCAGUUAGAGAAGGAAGUUUAUUUGAGUGUUUGCCCUGUGUGUUUCUCCUUUGUCUUUUGUCUUGCUUGACUGAUACACAGCAAUGCACUCUGGCAACCUCAGCCUACCCGUCUGCUCUCAUUAGCACUCCAGCAUGUGUUUUUACUUUACGGAGGGCUGCACGGUGUUGUGGACGGUAAUGGGAAAGGAGGUGGUGUGGGUAUGUGGCAGCCAUUCUAACAUUGACAACAUCUUCGCAUUUUUAAAAAGCCAGAGUUGUCACACGUUUUGUUCUGAAAGCCAUUUGUCUGUAAUCUUCAACUAUAGUAAUAAUCAUAAUCAUCAUCCUGCUAGUGCAGAGGAUGUGUGGGAGAAACAGGCCUUGAAAAUUUCCUCCGAGCCUGUGCCAAGCCUGAAGCAAUCUUUUUUUCAUGACGGAAGGCCGUUCUCAGGGCGGUGGGUAGCAGCCCAGCUGCGACGUGUCAGCGCCGAGCGCUGCGUCCCGUGCUGGAGCAGCAUGGCUUCUCUGCAUCCUUUCGUCAAGCGUGUAGGAGGCGGCGUGGUCGUUUCUCCAGAAAUGGGGAAAUGGAGCCCUGGCUGCCCUGCGAUGUCCUCUGAGUCAGCAGAGUGGCCCUGCGCCCUCGCAGCCCGCUGCAUGGAGCAGCAGUGCCGCAUGGCAGCCCCUGGGACGCAGUGCAGCCACACAAAAUGGAUGGGCCUGUCAGAGCUGUGCUGCGUGCUUAUGGCUGGGGAGGUGCUCUGGGCACAGGGCUUGUCACUGCUGCGGAAAACUGCCCUGCAGGGAGUCGUUUCUUGUGCUUCUUCUUAGCCUGAUAGCCUGUAGUAGGAUUGAGUUUUGGAAGCUGGAUGAAAAUCAGUUCUUUUGAGUUUAAAAAUUCAGCCAGGUGUGGUUGGUCAAGUCAUUUUCCUGUCUCCUUGUGCUUCGUAGACAUUUCAGCAGCGGACGUCAUCACAAGCAUAAGGAACAAAGUGAUCUCAAACUCUCCACCAAGCAGGGAAAUAGUAUUAUUCUUGUUUUAUUCAGAGGGAGAUGGAAAUAAAGGGGUUUGAUACAGCUUGUCCAACAUCACAUGGAGAAUCUCUUUUAUAAAAAGCAGAUCUCUCAUCUCUUAAUCUGAGGCAUUAGCUGCAACAACAUCCUUCUUCCUUAACAUCCCUUCAUACGUGCAGUAACUUUGCACUAACGGUUUGUUUUUAUUGGGCAUGGCCUUGAGAAGUGAUUUCUUUGAGCUGUGGCCAACUCACUCACUGGCUUUUGUUCAGCAGUAAUGAGAUGGCUUAACAUAAAUUCAGGAGCAUGCCAGGGCUUUGCACCUGAACAGGCAUCCAGAGUCUGAACUCUACAUCCAACACUUAGAAAAACAUCCCUUGAUAUUGUUUGGAGAGAAUCAAUUAGGAAGAGGAUGAAUGCAGAUGUGUGACGCGUGCCAGCUGCAGUGAUCUUAGGUACUUGGGCCCGAUUCUUUUUUGUGUUACGCUGUAUUGUGGCUCCCUGGUUCAGUCUGCAUCUUUUCUGUCGGAGAGGAGGAGAUGUGGCCUCAUGUCAGUGAUGUUGGGCCCCAGCAUGACUCCAGAAAGGCUGGCUGGUGGUGGGCAGAAGGAAGUGAGGUUUUGGUGGUGGUAAAAGGGCAGUGCUGGGUGCUGGGUCCUACAGCAGCAUGGGGCAAUGAGAGUGCCAGGGCCUUCCCUGCCACCCUGCAGCUGUGUUGCUGUGACUGAACUUGUUUGCUGUUUGCAAUAGCUUUCUCUUUCGGUCACAGAUCAGGCAGUUUUGGCUUGGUUUUAAUUACCAUCUGACCUCCUUGCUGCUAGUUCUCUUCUGCACUUGCUGUGUUGCAGUCAUUUUGCUCUGGGCUGUAUUCUGGGAAAAACUAGGACAAGCUCCUUGGUGCCUUUGGUAGAUGUUAUGCCUGGAAGGUGGCCCAGUGCUGUAAGAAAUGCUCCUGACUGAGUAAGAGAAGCCAAGAAAUAAAAAGUUAGGAUAGCAUUCCAGUUAAAACAUGGGAGUACCUCUUGCCAUUUCAGAGUGGCUUAGCCUAUGUCAUCACAGAGCUGAAGGAAAGGAGGACCCAGGUGCUGCAGCUCCCAGAAGACUACUGAUCAUAUAAACAGCAACUGAAGAGUUUCCAGUGAUAGUCUAGAACAACACCUUCUGUCUGUGUAGUGCUGGGGAGGACAGCCCCACAAGGCAGGCCCCAGCGUUCGCUCCUGUUGCUGUGGGUGCUGCUGUCAAGAGGUGGUUCUUCUGCUGUGGGUUUGUCAAGUUCCUCACUUAACAGGGCUCUGGCCUGAUGGUACUAUUGCUGUGUAAAGGGUGAAUAUUGAAGUGUUAUCAUUUAGUCCUGAACAGGCACAAACUCGCUAUUUUUUUAUCCCUGCUGAAUUUGCCAUUCCUACGGAGUUAUUCUUAGAAUGUUGUUGAAUAAAAGCCUAGCUUGUCAGCGUGGCUUCUUUUUUAUUGUAUUUAUGCAUUGAAUCUAACCUAUGGAUAGUGGUGAGCGUCAUACUGAUUUGUGGAAAUGCUCUAGUUCUUUGUCUUGUGCAUUUUUAAAUGAAGCAGUCUCUGAAGUGUUUAUCUGCAGGCACAAAAGCCCCUAUAAAUUGAUGCAUAUUCCUAACUUUAUAAGACUUGCAUAUUAAUCUGCUUAUUUUCCAUCUCAACAAAGGGCCUCCGGAACCCACAAACGUAGUCAUAAUUCUCCUGAUCUGGUUUGCUACAAGGUUUUGCUUGACUACACAGAUGUUUUCCAUGUAUUUGGCAAAAGAGGGGUCAAAGCCUGCAUCUGGCCCACUAUUUCUGGCAAAAACCCUGAUGUGUUUAAUCCUUUUUGAACAUGAAUAUUCUGAAAGCUCAUUUGAUUUAUUAACCUGAUUAUUUUAAUGUGGAGAAACAAUGUGGAACAGUGACCUUUGUUCAGGAAAAUGCUCGUCCAAGUGUUUCUGCUCUGAAUCCGUCAGAGCUCAGUGCGGAGUGUGUGAAGGACUGGUUCACACAGCAGGGCUACUCAGGGUCACAGGUAAGCCUCUUUGCAAGGCUCUUUUGCUCUGCACUGUCUGUAGCUGGGGAGUCCAAGCCUGGGCAGUACUGCAUGAGGCUCUUCAUACAGGUAAGGGCUGAGCUCACCUGAAAAUCACAGCAGGGCUUGUGCAGACUGGUCAUCUGUAGUAUUGCUGAAUGAGCAAGAUGAGUUGGUUUUCAGGGGAUGUUACGCCAUGCAGUUUCAUUAAACACUCCUCUCCAUCUCCCCAGAGAGCAGGAGAUCACCUCUUCCUAUGUGCUUUGGGAAUGUGCAGUGACUAAGCAUCAGUAUUAUCUCGUUCUCUGCUGGGUAGUCUGAGUGUCCCCAGUGUGUACUGAACUGGGUGCUGUACAGACGUGAGACAGAUGGAUGCCAUCCUCGAGGGCUUUGCAAUAGAAGCGUAUUUCCUCAGUGAAUGGCAGUGCUGCAGGAUGAGUAAUGCCCUUAACAUUUUAUACGGAGCUUCUCAGUCUGUGUGACAGGGCUGUAGUCUGGAUCACUAUUCCUCCCUUCCUAUUACUCACAGAUAAACUGACUAAUUCACACAUUUUUGGCCAGCGGUUUUCAAAGUUGGCUGCCUAAAAGAAAGCAUCUUUAACGAGAGUGGCUGGGUUUCAGAAGCUGCUGAGGAGCCCUGAUGCCAAGCAGAGCCCAAUUUACAAUCAUUGAGCCAAGUUUUCUUUACAUCUGCAAACCCUGGUAGCAUUUUCACUCUAACUGGGAUUGGAAAGGUACUGGGCUCAGCCAACCCCAAGAGCAGUGCAGCAGCCAGGAGCAGGCUGGGCAUGCAGUGGAUGCCCAGGGAGGUAUCUGCGGGGGAUGAGCACUGCUUUUGCAAGCUGGGUGUUGGAAAAGGAAACCAUUGGAAACAAUACCAAAGCCAAUAAACAAUCCUGUGUGCAACAAACUUUAAAAUUCUCCAUUUCGUAAGAAAUAGCAAUUGUUUGGGGCCAGUAUCAUAAAUGCCCAUCUCAGAGUGCUUUCCUCAGCUCUGACCACAGCCAGAUGUUUAGUCAAAUCCUGUUAACCUCAGUUUCACAAGUUCAGGCUUUUCCUGUGCUCGGGGCCAGAACCAAAGCUUGCUGGUGUGAUGGAGGGCCUCCUUGGGACGCAGGGGAUCUAGGUCAGGACUUGAGAUGGUUUGUGUGAAUAUAGGAAAGCAGUUCUCAAACAACUCUCGCUGUGUCUUGAGUACUGUUCACUUUUGGGCUUUGAAAAUUUGUCAGUGUAGACAUCUGUGAAAAUCAGCCUCUAUGAGAGACACUGAAUGAAACCCGGGGAUGAGGAAGGACACACUUCUAAAGACUCGUGAAAAGCUGAGCUCACACAACUUGUGUUACGUGUUGGAUGCAUUGCAUUCUCCUCUUCUGCAGAGAAAUAUCAGUGGGCAAAGAAGUCUCAAACUGUUCUUAAUUCUGCAUGUAUGGCAUGGAUUGAACAGCAGUCAUCCAGAAAGCAGAAACACUAGUGGCAGAACUCUUGUAGAGGGUAGAGAUUUGCUGUUCCAUUUCAUUCUUCUAUCCUGGUGUGACUUUGUGACCUCAGGAAAUCCCUUUCUAUCAUGAAAGCUGUCUCCACAGUGAGCUCGGUGGGCCUGCAGGUAAGUUGAGGGGGGCAGCAGGUCUCAUGGGCUUUCCUUCUAACUUCUGUCAGAGAAGUGUGAAGUCGAUGAGAUGCAGACAUGGCAAUAAUGACUGUCUUUGUCUCCUACUGACCAUCAGUUAUCACACAGGUAGUUGCUUCCAAAAAUUCUUUCUUCAGCAGCAGUGUUGGUUGGGUGUUGGAUGUCUGUUCUGGCUGUAAGCAGCUCUGAAGGAGCCAGUUGGUAGUGAGACUGGGAUUCAUCUCAGUUAUGGUCUGAUCUUCUGAACAGCCAGGACUGAGAAACCCUCAGCUGUACUGGGACUGAAGAGAGCUACAACUGGCACAGAUGUUGCAUUUCAUGCCUCAGUUGCCUCUUA